GUUCUAACUCUGUCUCCCCCUGUUGUCUGGUGGUGGUAUAACAGCCAUGGCCCUGCCAGCAGUGUUUGGCCUGCCAGUCCUUCCUCCAGAGCUGUUACUGAGGGUGCUGAGACUGCUGGAUGUCUCCUCUCUCCUGGCCCUCUCCUCGGUAAACAGACACCUUCACCAAACCACCACAGACCCGGCCCUCUGGAGACACCUCUACCGCAGAGACUUCCGAGACAGCCAAGACCACAGCAGAGACACUCAGUGGAGAGAGGUGAGUCAGGUCCCAGUAUUCUACAUAUUGACUGUUGCAGACAGCCAAGACCACAGCAGAGACACUCAGUGGAGAGAGCUCUACAAGAAGAAGUACAAGUGGAGGAGAGAAGCAGCCAGUUACCGGCACCACAUGCCCCGUUACCACCCUGUCCCCCACCGCUCUACCCCCUCCACCCUCCCCAACAACCCCUUCCCCUUCUACCCGCCUGGCAUCAUCGGUGGGGAGUACGACCAGAGACCUGGCAUCCCCGGUGGCAUUCUGCCCCGCCCCCGCUACGACCCUAUUGGUCCGCUCCCAGGUCACGAUCCCACAGCAGGAGGGCUGAUUGGACGAAGGGGGCUGAGACCUGCUGGGAACCGGCCGGCUGACAUCAGAAGAGGGUUCAUAUGACCUCCCUGACCAGUGACCUCUAGUGGUGGUGUAGGAGUAUGACCACCACACAGAGAAGCUUAAAUAAAACAGAGAUGUUGAAGACUGACUUGUUAGCCUACCUUAAAUAAGGCACCUGAGUGCUAUAGUCACAGAUAAAUGGUGUUGUUCGGGCUAUAAACACUAACCCUCAUCCAGCCUGCUUAUUAUCCCCUAAACCUCAUCCAGGUGUUUUUUAUAAACCCCCUAUCCUUGACCCAGAAUCAGCUUUUAAUAGCUCAUGUUCUCCUGUGUGUGUUUAGUAAGUGAUGAGGUCAGAUCAUGCCGAUCUGCUAUCUUCAUUUGAUCUCUCUGUUGUUGCAGAAAAUGUUGCUGCACAGCAGGAAAUGUAAACUUCUAAAAGUUUUCCUGUGAGAAACCGGUCAAAUUUAAUAUAGUAGAUCUGUAAGGGUGCCUGAGGGGUUGAGGUGGACGUUUCGAUCUUCCACCAUUCACUAUGAACACAUUUUGUACUUAGUUUCCUCGCAGACUAAAAGCUGUAAAUAAAAUGAGAAAAUGGCAAUCGACUGGUUUUUAGCUGUGGUCAUAUUUGAGCCCUCAGUCUGUCUCUGAAAACCAGACCUGUUCAGGGACGAUUCAAUAGUCAUGUACACUGAACGAAAAUAUAAACACAACAUGUAAAGUGUCUCUGUGUUUUAUGAGCUGAAAUAAAAGAUCCCAGAAAUGUUUCAUACGCA
Oncorhynchus gorbuscha (pink salmon) is the source of this 1368-nucleotide messenger RNA. RefSeq names its product F-box only protein 7-like. The coding region runs from base 47 to 652 and encodes 201 amino acids. Gene Ontology annotation, biological process: positive regulation of autophagy of mitochondrion; autophagy of mitochondrion. Gene Ontology annotation, molecular function: protein kinase binding. The transcript is spliced from 3 exons. The record is from RefSeq and is a predicted model, not a curated record. Lineage: Eukaryota; Metazoa; Chordata; Actinopteri; Salmoniformes; Salmonidae.